AUGAGCGUGUACGACGCCGCAGUGUCGAGUGUGACCACCGCGACCACCGCAGACUCGCUCAGCCUCACCACUCCCACCCCGACACCCUCCCCACCCCAUCUCGUCUUCUACCAACAUCCUCAACCACAACAACAACUCAUCUACCACCAACCACAACAGGGCAUCCCCUUCUUCGAGCCCCUGCCCCAGGCUCACACCCAACCACCCUUCGCCUGCUCCAUGGCUCCAAGCCAGCAGCAGCACAACCCCUCCCCCUGGCCAAGAAAUGCACGCGAGCCAUCCGAACCGAGUGUCUCCGCGACCACCUCGUCAGGUUCCUCCCCCCGAACUGCUCCGCAACCACACACCAUGACCCAGCAACUGCCCCCAAACUCCAACAAGCAGCCAGUCGCACCCGCUCCCCCGGCACCGGCACCCGCUUCAGCAAACCAGACCACCGCCCCGAGCUCGAGCAACUCGACCCCUCAACCAAAGAAUACGAAACGCGGCCCGGACGGCAAGGUCACCCGCAAAAAAGUGGCAAAGGCCUGUCUCGCCUGCCAGAAGAGCCAUCUGACAUGCGACGAGUCACCGCCGCCACCACCGCAACCGCAGCCGCAGGCGUCGAUCCCACCACCGCCAAGUGGCUUCUCGGGCUCGCCGAACAACCACCCCUUCGGCGGCGUCAACAUCAACAUGCUUCCGGGUGUCCUCCCGCUGCAACAAGUGCAGCCAGAACGCAUUCCGGAUAACAUUUGGCUGACGACGCCAAUGGUCGAAGCGCAGCCUCCGCCGCAGCCGCUACAGGACUGGAAUUUGCAGCAGAACAAUGAGCCGUUCAACUUUACGUCAACGGCCGCCGCCAACCUCGAGUAUGAGAUGUUCGACUCGAUGUUUGCGUCCCUGUCUCCGAGCUUCCCGUUGGGCGACAUCGCGGCGCCGCCCGGCAACACUGGUAGCACGACCGAUGGCUCCACGCCGACGAUAUGGAGCAAUCUCGGGUUCACGGAUCCAAACGGCCCCGCCAGCGACGGAACGGUCAUGCAGAACCAGGACUCGAACAUGUCCAUGCCCAUGAUGGGCCAGAACCAGAACCAGGGUCAGGGACAGAACCAGGGCCAACAGCAGCAGCAGCAGCCGAUGGAGUACACGAACUCGAACGGGUGGCAGCCGGAGCCGCAACAGCAGCAGCAGCAGGAACAGCCGCAGCAACAGCCUCCGCAGCAGCAGCAGAACCACGACGGUGUCCCGAAGAAGAUGACGCCGGAGGAGCUGUAUUCGACUGUGGUCAAGCCGUACGACUACACUGAGGGCUACCACAACCUGAUCAGCUACCUGGAGAGCAAUUUCGAGAAGCCCGACUUUAUCCGUGUCGUGAAGGCGUUAGCCGCGUUCCGGCCGUCCCUGAUCGCGCUCCAAGUGGGCAUGACGGAGGAGGACGACGUGUUCGUCGAGCGGUCGUUCCAGCGCACGCUGAUCGAGCUCGACAAGCUGAUCAGCUACUCGGCGACGCCGACAGCGGUGUGGCGGCGAACGGGCGAGAUUGUGUGCGUCGCGCCGCAAUUUUGCCAACUCGUCGGCCAGAGCGAGGAGCAGCUCGUCGGGCAGCGCACGCCUAUCUGGCGCCUGCUCAGCAAGGCGAGCACGACGGCGUACUGGGAGAACUUUGCGGAGCACGCGUUCGAGAACUCGACGCAAAACUUCUUCCAGGCCACCACGCUCGAGACGCCAAAGGGCAGCAUUCCUUGCGCCGCGUCGUUCACGAUCAGGAGGGACACGUUUGACCUGCCCAGUGUCAUCAUUGGACAGUUCCUGCCAAUCCCGCCAGAGGCCAUGUAA
This is a messenger RNA of Trichosporon asahii var. asahii CBS 2479, 1818 nucleotides long. RefSeq lists its product as uncharacterized. The record is from RefSeq and is a predicted model, not a curated record. Gene Ontology annotation, biological process: cellular response to starvation. The coding region runs from base 1 to 1818 and encodes 605 amino acids. NCBI's taxonomy places the organism in Eukaryota, Fungi, Basidiomycota, Tremellomycetes, Trichosporonales, Trichosporonaceae. Gene Ontology annotation, cellular component: nucleus. Gene Ontology annotation, molecular function: RNA polymerase II transcription regulatory region sequence-specific DNA binding; DNA-binding transcription factor activity. The transcript has 3 exons.